GCAGCAUUGAGAGAUCCUCCCCCAACAACACCCGUCGAAGGACCCCAACCAGAUUAUAGCCGAGAGGUCUCACUCCGGAGUCUGGGUCUUUCUACAGCUAGAACCCAACUCGCAAUCCCAGAUUUUCGGAACAGCCGCUCCCUCCUUGUUUGUACGAGAAAGAAUCGACGACUCAGCUACAUACAGUACAGUCAGUACCUACCGGAUUGUUCGGUUCCUUUUGAAGGUCCCACAGUGUGUAGCGUGUUCUGAGUAGGCUGACUUCGGUGGCCACUUUGAAUCUAAGCUCGCGACAGCGAUUUAUUCGUCGACAGAUUGCGCCUGGCCCAAGCCACCCAAACAACAAAGCGAACGGACAGAGAGGGAGAGACAGAGAGAGAAAAAAAAAAGAGGGAACCCCUUGCUCGACCGUCUGCCUCAAACACGACCGAGCCACGAAAUUUACCAUCCUUAACCGAAUUUCAAACGAUUGCCGGCAUCUCCUGGACGCUGGCCGGCUUGCGAAGGAGGCUUUCAUGGCUGGCCAAAGGCCCUAGACCGGUCGAACGGAAAGAUGAACUCGCUGAACGCCAUCUCUGCAAGAAUCUCUCCACCAGCAAGCCCAGCUCCCACGCGGUCCAAUUCAAUCAGUACCAUAAGCUUCACAGUGACCUCGGCCGACGGUGACGACCAAGAACCUGGUGAUUCUGACUUGAGAGAUGCCAGGGCGCUUGCCCAGGAGAAUCCGGAGCCGUUGACAUCCAAUAUUGAUUCCGACCCCUUUAUCCUUUCGAAGCCUCAGCAACGGCGCAACGGUGCCUCCAAUACCAAAGAGCGCGACGACGUUCCAAGCGAAUCAACACCACUAUUAUCAACUGGUCCUGCCUGCACAGAGAAAGAGAUGGGCGCAAGAUCUUCUACAUGGCAUCGCAUUCCGCGACGUGUUGUCAACUCCCUCGUUGACUCGCUGCGAUGGAUUCUUACAACCUUUGUCUCAACACCAAGCUAUUACCUCAUAGCUUGGCUCUACGAUGAGAAUGGAAACUUUGAUCCUCUGUUACAGCUCAGGAGGCUAUUUGGAGGAUCCACAGGAAGCGCUCGGAAACAGUCAUUGGAUUACCUUGUCGACGGUACAACCGAUUUGGACGAGAAGAGCGGCAAUGGUGCGCUGGCUCCUGAAGGACGCCGGUUCCCGUCAGGCUCAUCAUCAUCGGGGAUAUCUUCAGAGUCAGAAUCGGAUUUCGAUCGAACGCCGGCACGCAGCGAGAAGUCACACAGCAGUAGCAGACACAACCGGUCAAAGUCACUUUCACCUUCUGAAGAGAUUGCGCCAGCGCGCCGCUCGAUAAGAAUCAAGCUGCACACCGAAGAUGCUAUGAGGCAACGGAAGCACCGAAAGACCCAGUCCACCAACAGCCCAUCCACAUCCGGAGGUUCUCCCGGAGGGGCUCGCUCCAACGACAUUUCUGCCCAGCUCAAAUCCCCUACGUCGCCUGCGGGAGCGCUCACGCGCUACCCCAAGACGCCUGCACCCCCUAGACCAUUGGUUCCGAGGCGGCAGCCAUCUUAUAUCAACAUACCCGAGAUGUCCGAUAGGAAGCACCUGAAAACGCUGAUUUUGGAUCUUGACGAAACUCUGAUUCACAGCAUGUCCAAGGGUGGGAGGAUGAGUUCGGGACACAUGGUGGAAGUACGGCUGAACACGACUUAUGUGGGCAUGGGUGGCCAGGCAUCUAUCGGUCCACAGCACCCCAUCCUUUACUACGUUCAUAAGAGGCCGCACUGUGAUCAUUUUCUCAGAAGGGUUUACAAAUGGUUUAAUCUUGUGGUCUUCACUGCAUCGGUACAGGAAUACGCAGACCCGGUCAUUGACUGGCUUGAGUCAGAGAGGAAGUUCUUCUCGGCCAGAUACUACCGCCAGCAUUGCACCUUUAGACAUGGAGCCUUUAUCAAGGAUCUUAGCUCAGUCGAGCCAGACCUUAGCAAGGUGGUUAUUUUGGACAACAGCCCGCUGAGCUAUCUGUUCCAUCAAGACAACGCCAUCCCAAUACAAGGCUGGAUCAACGACCCGACUGACAAUGACCUGUUGAAUCUCGUUCCUUUCUUGGAGGGUUUGCAGUAUGUUUCCGAUGUUCGAGCACUUCUUGCAUUGCGAGGCGGAGAGGAUGGGCAGCAUAUGGCAUGAGGGCCAGUUGAAGUAGGCAAUCUGAUCUUGCAUGCACGUGAUCGUGGGGUGUUUUGGCUUGGGUUUAUAUGUAAUUUUUUCUUCCGUGCAAAAGAAAUUCUAUUGUUACGUUUCUUGCUCUUAUAUGGUCGA
Messenger RNA from Pyricularia grisea, 2296 nucleotides. RefSeq lists its product as uncharacterized. Gene Ontology annotation, molecular function: protein serine/threonine phosphatase activity. The transcript has 4 exons. The coding region runs from base 554 to 2164 and encodes 536 amino acids. NCBI's taxonomy places the organism in Eukaryota, Fungi, Ascomycota, Sordariomycetes, Magnaporthales, Pyriculariaceae. The record is from RefSeq and is a predicted model, not a curated record.